Engraulis encrasicolus (European anchovy) is the source of this 3422-nucleotide messenger RNA. It is a transcript of the gene cfap97, whose product is annotated as cilia and flagella associated protein 97. The coding region runs from base 375 to 1871 and encodes 498 amino acids. The transcript has 5 exons. Lineage: Eukaryota; Metazoa; Chordata; Actinopteri; Clupeiformes; Engraulidae. The record is from RefSeq and is a predicted model, not a curated record. Gene Ontology annotation, biological process: spermatogenesis.
GUCUGUAUCGAAGAGAACAUCAAAGAUGGAGGGACCUGGAAACAACACAAAUCCAGCCAAGGCCCAUAGCCUAUUAGUGAUGUUGUUGAUGGCUAGAACUAGCUGUCAUCUAAGCCGAAAGAACGCACCGCACCGAUGGACCCAACAAGCGACCAAAACCAUUUAAAAUGGUUUAAGUGUCUUUUCUCCCCUCCUCGCUAGGCUACCCAAGUUACUGUCACUUCAACAUAGUGAAUGACAGUUGACGCUGACUAAAAUCAAGAUCUAUCUUGGUUGUCCCCCGAGUUUCCUGCAGGAUUAAGUAGGCUGGCUGAUUGACCUGGUCGAGGGGUAGCAAGCAAAUCACUCGAGAACAUAAUGGGCAGUUGGAAGACAUGUACAGUCCAAAAGAACAAGAGGAGGAACCGGACCACUCCUUCUUUGACAGUGACCCUGAAGAUGAACCAAGUCAAGACUGUGACAGCAAAAUACAAGAUCACCAAGACAGUUUGGGCAAUGGUGUGGUUUCUCAUGGUCAUAGGUCCCCGGCUGAGCUCUCGGACUCAAAUAGCAUAAAACAGAAUCAUGGAGGGCAAAAUCGGAUGGAUGAUACUCCUCAGGUGGAGGGUGCAUCUAUUGACCUGAAGGAGAUCAAAAAGGCUGUAUCAGAAGUAAAGGAUGGCAGUGCAGAGAACAAGAGAAGGGGUUCACCUGACCUAGACAGCAACGACCAAACUGAGAAGGGGGAAUGUACAGUAGCUGAGAGCCAUGAGAAUAGUGAAAGUAGUGAACCGUUGGGGGCUAAUUUAGUGUCAAGAGUAUCAGAUGAGAUGCAGGUGAAUGAUGCCAGUGAGGGAAACAAGAUCAAAAUAACUAAUUUAGACUUUAACAAUGGUGUAAAGUCUCAAACUAAUUUGAAGUCUAACGUAGAUGAGGAAGAUGAUUCCAGCAUUAAUUUGGAGGACAGUAGCCGUGAGCGGAGUCUGAGUAGAUUAUCUGGGAGCAUUGGUGGUGAAUACCCCAUGGAGUCUCCAUUUCCCUGUGGCCAGGAAGGCAACUUAUCGGAAACAGAGGUCUCCGAGUCUGAGGACACCGUGACUGAUGUCACGCCGCUCUCCACCCCUGACAUGAGCCCUGCCCAGUCUUUUGACUUGCCUAGUUUUGGUUUGGAAGCCAAACAGCCAACCACAAAAGAGGGAGCAUCACCACCACCUGAGACAGCAGCAUCAUGCCCUAAUAAGGAGGCAAAGCAACACAAUGUCAACAUUACUCUCUCACCAAGGGACAAUUACCAUCAUGAAGGCCACUGUCGGGUGAGGUCAGCCCGUGAGCAAAGGUCUGUUGGCACAGGCAGUGCACAGAGUGAUGCACCCAGCAGCCAACAGCGGCGCAACUACACCUUCCGGGAUGAUGAGGUGCGCCGCAUCGAUCGUGAGAAUCAGCGACUGUUGCGGGAGCUAUCGCGGCCUUCCUCUCGUCCACGGUCUGCAAACACCAAUACCAACGCGGCCUAUUCCAUGUCCAGCAGCACCUCGCGCCUCAUACCUCAAACCCAGCGCCUGUAUCACAGUGCUACCAACAGACAGCGCGAUCAGAAACGCAUCGAAAGAGAGAAUCUGGUACUCCUGAAGAAGAUUGAGUCUGUGAAACCUAGCAUAUCUCGAGCAGAGCAGCUGGCAGACUACCAGCGCCAAUGCAGAUACCGGUGUUCUUCCCCCAUGCAGGAGCACUACCGUCCUAGGUUAGACACGUCUCUGUCAAGAAGCUCACAAGGAAGAAGCUCCAGGCCUUGCAGUGCAGGUUCCCGCCCUAGCACCGGGACCGGGUCGCGACUUUCUCCAUCUCCAACCAAACCUAGCCGGGGUGCCUUCCCUCGUCCUGCGUGGACCUAAGAACUUUCACUGAUAUAAAUACGUAUGCCUUCAUAGAUCAGCAUUUGCUCAGAGAUUUGCAAGAAGAGGUGCACUUCUCAUCAGAGUUUUUGUCACUUUCCUCAUGGUUUAUGUUGCUCAUUACCCCACUUGACCCACUUUGACUAUUUCUCUAGUUGUCUGAAAGAUGCGUACUGUAGUUGUUCACAUCAGUAUAGUAAGGCUGAGUUUGCCUUACAGCAUGAGAACCACCAACAUCUACAUUGUCCAGAUUUUAGCUGUGAAAUUUCUGGGUAAUUUCAGUGAGACCAAUCCUCUGUAAUUUAAUCUGUUUGCUCAAGUGACUAAAAGUAACUAAGAGUAAAUUAAAAUUACCUUUUUUUGUACAGCUCCAUUGUUGAUGCCCAUAUGCUAUUUUUAUACAGUAGCUGUGUUGCUUAAUGUGAAAAGUUUGCUUAGCCUAUAUUUUUGUUUUGUUGAAAAAACGUAUAUGUGUAAAUGUAUAUUUAUGUAGAUUAUGUUGGUAAUAAUGACCAACAGAUCAAUGAUCAUGUGUGGAAAUGGAAAUUUGUUGCCCCUUAUUGUUAUUGCGUUGCUUUUCGACUUCAUCCAAUAAAGCUUCAUAAAGUCGAUACAAAGAUUGUCUAAUGACUUGGGUCUAUCUUCUGCCAUCUUUAUGCCACUGUGUCUAUCAGUUGUUAUUAAUAAUGAGGCUUUUUUUUUUAACCCUCUGCUGGGUGGAUUGGCCAUAAGGCAUACAGAGCAUUUGCCCGGUGGCCUGUUGAAGGUUUUGGCCUGGGCCUCCCCUCAAUAUUGCGAUAUCAGUCCUCACUGCACUACAUCUGACCUCUCGGAGUCAGAUUUGAAUAUUCAUUUUGGCUGUUGUGGUCAAAAUAGCUCGUAAUAGAUGAGAAAAACUGUUAUCGUGGUUUCAUUAUCUCUGUCGAGGCCUGUUGGACCGCUCUUGGCUGAAAAUGCCCGGCCUGUUUUUUUGUCCCAGUCCAGCCCUGCUGCUGGCACAGGUUCUUGUCACCACUAGUCACAGACACUUGAGGCGAUGUCAUCCUGUGUCACUUUUGUGCAAACAGAGCUGUUCAACCUAUUGAUAAUGAGUAAUAUUUAUAAUCAGAUUAAAAGACAGAUUCACCUUUCCUUUCAUACAAAGGGCUUGUGGGCUAGCCAUGAACAAAAAUCAAAGUGACAUUGUAUUGUGUUUUUGUUUAGGUUUAUUCUUAUUAAAAGAACAUCAAUCAGGUGGAAUACACCACAACAAAAAUACUCGGCCUUCAAUUCAGUGAGUGGGUGUGAGGAGGGAACAUUGCUUUUGGGACAAAAUAACCAAGAAUUAGGCCUAUUCUGUACAUCCUUUGUUAGAACACGGAUCUGCGGCAACAUGGGGGAAUAAUGUAAAUUAAGGUUCUAGUCAGAACAUGUUACGUCUUGACACUGAAAGUUCGACGGUGCUUUUUACAGUCGGCUGGCAGGUAGGAUAUAUACAUGACGGUUACAGCACAGACGUGACACUCAUAGCCGCGGCAAAUGACUCAAAAGAACGUGGCCGGCUCAACAAAA